Loa loa (African eye worm) is the source of this 990-nucleotide messenger RNA. RefSeq lists its product as hypothetical. The record is from RefSeq and is a predicted model, not a curated record. Gene Ontology annotation, molecular function: RNA polymerase II transcription regulatory region sequence-specific DNA binding; DNA-binding transcription factor activity, RNA polymerase II-specific. NCBI's taxonomy places the organism in Eukaryota, Metazoa, Nematoda, Chromadorea, Rhabditida, Onchocercidae. Gene Ontology annotation, cellular component: nucleus. Gene Ontology annotation, biological process: regulation of transcription by RNA polymerase II. The transcript has 5 exons. Bases 1 to 990 code for a protein of 329 amino acids.
AUGCACAACUAUCCGCUGUGCGGGAUUCCAUCAGAUGUAACAUUAAGACUUGGUUUCUGUCGCAAAUAUGUGAAAAAGUAUGAGUGUCCACAUGUCGACUGUAAUGCGACCAUGCAGGACAAGGGUGAAUAUGACAAACAUUUCCGAACGCACGAUAAACCAUUUCGUUAUCAAUGCAAACUUCCCGGUUGUGGGAAGGAAUUUCACAAAUCAUGCUCAUUUUCCAGACACAAGAAAUUCUGUCAACACAAACCUCCGAGUGUGAAAAAGUAUGAGUGUCCACAUGUCGACUGUAAUGCGACCAUGCAGGGCAAAGACGAAUAUGACAAACAUUUCCAAACGCACGAUAAACCAUUUCGUUAUCAAUGCAAACUUCCCGAUUGUGGGAAAGAAUUCCGCAAUCCAUCAUCAUUUUCCAAACACAAGAAAUUCUGUCAAUACAAACUUCAAAUUGAGCGAAAGCGUAAAUGUCAUUAUUGUGCUGCGACUAUUCAGACGGGACAGGAAUAUUCAAAGCAUCUUGAAACGCACAAGGAACAUGGUUUAUAUAAGUGCACUUGGUCUACAUGUGGAAAGAAAUGGCGUACCCUAAAAUUACUUCGACAGCAUUACGAGAAACAUCAACCUAAACUUCAAUGUGAAAUCUGUGGCUCUUUCUUUUCUUAUAAGAGAGCACUAGGAGAGCACAAGAAACAAUACCACGAAGUUAGAGUCGGGCAAAAGUAUAAGUGUCGUUAUUGUAAUGCGACCAUGCAGACGAAAGAGGAAUAUUCAGAACAUCUUGAAACGCAAAAGGAAUAUAACUGCACUUGGCUCGGAUGUGAAAUGAAAUUCUGUUCUCGAUCGGCACUUCAACAGCAUCAUAAUAUACAUCAACCUAGACCUCAAUGUGAAAAUUGUGGCUAUCUCUUUCCUCGCAACCGUACCCUACGAAUACAUCAGCAACGAUGUCACGGAGGUAGUCGUAAGUUCCACAAAGUUUCCAUUUAG